Amoebophrya sp. A25 is the source of this 4758-nucleotide messenger RNA. Lineage: Eukaryota; Dinophyceae; Syndiniales; Amoebophryaceae. The record is from the annotation of a GenBank genome assembly.
GUCUAAUAUCUAUACUUGGAGAGAAGUACACACUGCCUUCUGGUGGCUCGCAUAAAAGUUGUUUCCAUAAUAUCGGUGGUAGGCAUGCAGGAGACUUGGCCUUGUUAGUACAGUGACUGCUGAUUGAAUAUUCUCGCAUGUCUAUUAUUUCAAGGUGAUGAUUAACUUGACGACCUAACACUAUGAUAUUUGACUUCUACUUGUUUCCCUCGGAUACCACCUACUAAUCACUCGUGCCUUUGUCUUAUCCACGACUUGCACCACUCCUUCUAGUAGCAUAUUACGAGGGUUUACACACACAUUUUCACACGCAAUUUUUUAAGACGCGGCCUAUCCUAUCCUAAGAAAGAUGGAUCUCGGCAAUAUUUUUCAGAAAAGUGUGCAUGAUGUUGGACAUCUGCCUUUCGCUCUCGUCGUGGAUCGGUACAUCCGGCUUAUCGGAAUUCCUGCAGAAGCGCUGCUCACCUUCCUCUGGCUCAUCGCCAACAUAGGCUUUUCUUAAGACUGCAUGAGCAACCAAUUAGUUCAGUACUUAUAAAGUUAUACACCACUGACUCCUACUACGAACAUUAGAACGACGUAGAAGUAGUUUCUUAAAAUGACUGAUCAGCUUGUUCCUUUCUUAGACUUUUCCACAUUGGAAAGACGUAGAAGUCGUUACUUCCUGUGGCUCCACGUCGGUCACCUUUGCUUUAUCUCGCGAGAGGACUCGAGGAACAAGUAGAAUGACCAUAGAAAUAGUAUUAAGUUGUGGUCCUCUGUCUAUGGCUAUGCCAUUAACCUAGUACUUUCUUGUUCACAUCAGGUUUAAUGUCAGAGUAUCUCUAGAUUUCGAUUGCCAAGUUACACUUGUAGUUAUACUUUAUUACCUAAUAGGCCCCGAAAGCUCUAAUUCUUUUCAUUGUUCCUUGUCCUACGCAGACGUGGCAACGAUGAAGCCCUGUGGUCGGAAGCUUCUUCGGUGUUUGGAUGUCAAGCGAAGGGUGAUAGUGGUUGGACACUCGUGGAUGAGGUGCCUCGAAAAGCCAGCAGUGGUGGCGGGAGCAACACUGACGCGACUUCAGGGAAAAGCUUCAAUUAAGGCUUCGUCUUCUAAGGUUAAUGAAGAUCCUUGAUUGAUUUGGAUACAUUCCCGUUGACGUCUUUUAAAGUUAAUCUCACUUUUGCUCAGUUGAUAUCAAAUGUGCAUCAACAUUCUAACUCCAUUUCGAUUCAAAAGUUGAUGCCCUGUUUACGAGGCAAGAUGCGAGUGCGAAAACGGUUGUCCUACUACGCGUAUUCUUUGCCCUGACCUUGGGCCUCUUUGCAGUGUGGUUGGUAUACUCGGGGAGUUUUUUGCAACCGUUGGUUGCCGUCUUGCUCGUGGCUUCUGUAGCGGUGCUGUACCUGCCACCGUUUGUGAUUUUAUGAUUCUGGGGACGACGUACUGGGAUUGAAUGUGGAGGUAAAAAGCAGAAAGCGAAACUCUGCUUAUCUUGACUUUGUUGUAGAGGUUUUGGGAAAGACAGAAAUUCAAGUUCCUCUGUCAGCAGAAUUUCUAUCCUGCCACCAACAUUCGUAUUGCAUAUUCUAAUCUGCCUAUUCUAAUGUUCUAAUUCCCCUGAUAGAGAGUCCUCUACACAGCAUUUACUCUAUUUAUUGAAAUACUGACUUUGAAAAGUCUUCGGUAUACCUUGAUAUUCUAAGUCUCCUAUUCUCCGCAAUGAGUUUAUUGUUUUGGUGCCACAUGCGAGUGCGUGGGUCGGCUGGAAGGGAGCUCGCCGCAACAGAGGGUUCGGCGGAUCCAAGCGGCGUUUUCAUGAUGUUGGUCGUGCGACUAUCUCAAGUCGCUUUUGAACUGGCAGAUGGAAAAACAGUGAGGAAGGGGAAGUUAAGGACGAUAGUUUCUCUGCGGUUUUGACACAAUAGUGAUUGAGUAAGCACGACAAUGUUUUUUACGUUAAAUUCUAUUCCUAAAACUGCUAAGAAAGGAGAUGCACAAGGUGCCUAAGAUCGCCGCACAGCGACUCUCGCGUGCAGUGGUGCCACCAAGUGAACCAACGCCAAUCUGGAUCCUGUUUUUUUGUGCCUAUGUCUUCUUCUUUCCGGGAAUCUUAACCGGACCAGCAGGCGGCUUCCGAGAUUUCCUCGAAUUUUUACUAGAUCCACCUCCAGAACCAUCAGCAUCCAAGAAUCACGGUGAAGAAGGAGGAGGCCAAAAAAGAGAGGAUGAUGGAGAUAAUGCACAUGGAGGCAGUAGCAAUAAUGCUGGGUCGUCUGGGACUGCAUCUGGGGAGAUAACGACAACUUCUUCCACGACGAGUGCAUCAGACCAAGCCGGUUCGUCACAGGUAAACGUAAACACGACUAAACCAUCAACUGUGGAAGUUUUUGUGCCUCUUCCGGACCUUCGUACUGCUCGGAGAAGAAAAGUUUUGUUGCUUCUCCUGCAAGCGGCUGGCUGUUUGGUGGUUUAUCAGCUGCAGGGUGCUAUAUUUCCGGUUAGCAUAACUGCAUUGAAAAAAACGUUGCCGGAUCUGCCGCUAAUCCUACGUUUGUUAGGGCAAAAAGAAAGAUUGUACUACCCCUUUUUAACCACGACGAUCUUGUUCAAAUAGAGAAGGAUGUCAACACAUCAGACUACCUUUCGACACUUCUAGCUGUUGAUUAAAUAAAAUAGGAACAAGUGAGUCAUUUCCAUGACACAUUUCCAUUCUAAUUUUGCUUUACAUAACGGCUGCCGUGGACAUGUUCCGAUUCAAGUACUACCUAGUGUGGACUAUGGCUGACGCAGCGUGCGUCGCCUCUGGAUAUUCAGACCCGAAGAUGGUGACCAGGCCUCUAGAUACAACAACAACGUCAACGAGUACAACAAGUUCUGCGGGACCUCCAGAUCUCGAGGUUGGUGCUCUAAUGAAAGUUUCCAAUACUGCGGGACUAUCUUUGGGAGUAGAUGAAUUUCAAGACUCUUCUUCCACAACUGUGAUGAAGCGCACAAAAAGUACGUCUUCUUACAGAGUAGCACUAGCAACAAAACAGCUCUUCAGAAAGGGCCAGAACACAGACAUUUGGCAAGUAGAAACGUCGCGUGACAUCAAGGAGAUGGUCGCUGGCUGGAACCAAGUGGCGUCACAAUGUUAAGGCUACCGCUGAAGCAUCCUCACACACUGCCAUCGUUGGCCCGUUUUCUCCUUGAAAACGAAGCCAAGGAUGGCGUCAGGGAUGCAAACGUGGCAGCUCUAACAAUGGCUGCAAUGCUGCGUGUAUGAACGAUGUCUAGACAUCGUUCCCAACAAGCUUCUGGCGACACUGGUGACCAGGGUAUUCUCGGCACUUUGGCAUGGCGUGUGGGCUGGUAUUUUUAUCCUGUAUGAUGAAAAAUUCUCGAUGCUGGAUACUAUACCUUAUACUUCCGUCAUACGGGGUACUAGAAUACUCUUUUUGAGAACUCAAGCUAACAUAAGUCCAAUAUCACAUCAAAUAACUCAGGUUAUUAUCUCUUUUUUGUGUCAACGGUGGCAAUUACGGUCUUCGAUAUGCGUUUAGCACUCCUUUGGAAGCCACCGCCUACUGGUAAAAGUCUAGAAAGUCCCACGGCCUUCUUCAGCAGUGUCUCAAGAUGGCUGCUACAUGCGAUGCUCUUUAACUUAUGAGGAAGAUCAUUUUGUAGAUGCAGCUUCACUGAAUCGUCUUCAAAGCACAAAGUUCUAGGCUCAGAAAGAUUCUGUUCGUUUGAGAAGAUAGCACGUCCUCUGGUCUUCCACGGUCCACCUCAUAUUCAAUAAGCAGCGAGCUUCGCUUGUCUUCUUGUUCCUCUCAACUGGACUACUUAUAAUUCAGAGCCUUCCUGACGUAUCUAUUGAUUCGACGCGUUUUUGUACUAGUUCCUCAACGAAGAUGAACUCUAGUUCUCUUCAUUGUGCCUGUAGUUCUUGGCAACUUAUCAGUUACUAGUUCCUCAACGAACUCACUCUAAAAGCGAACUUAGCAGUCGCCUUCUGCGUAUUGACGUGGCAGGACACGCUUUACGUCUGGCAGAUGGUGGCCUAUACUCCUCACAUUUUUAUCACCGUCUUCGUCGUGGUAUCCUAUUUGUUGCCUGGAUUUGCGAGCAAGAAGGACGGAGGAGAAAAUAAAGUGAAGAAAAGCUAAGGAGCUUCAGGAGAGCAAAGUGGAAGCUUCAGAAAAGCUAAGAAGCUUCAGGAGAGGCAAGGCAGAGGUAGAUGUGGAUUUGGAUAUUAGUGGAGGCUGUAAAAGAAGUGGUAGUUGCAACCUGCCGCGAGGUAGUCGAUGAAGCAUCAAGGUCGCGUGGAGAAGACGAAAAGACAAGAAAAGAAGAGAAGUCAUACUGUUAAAUCAAGGCAGGGUGGUCAAGUACAGCUUCAACACCACAUGAAUGUCGUUGUAGGUCAUUAGAAUGGUCAAGUAUAAUGAUCACUGUCAGCACAUGCUCAUGGUUAUCAGCAAAAUUCCAACUGUUGUGUCUUCAGCAUUGCGAUGCCUUUUUGUGUAUACUGAAUGUUCUGCAGUACGACUGUGUUGAUGCCUUUAUUCUUACACCAUACUUAAAAUGUUAUAGUUUUUUCCCUCAUAUCCUAGGGUCUACCCCACAAGGCACGAUAUGUACAUUUUGAGACGAGGUUCUUUCGAAGAAUUGUAAUCGACCUUGAUAAAAACAUUGACAUAGUUUUGUGUGGCGAGAGCAAUCGACAUGUGCCUCGCCUUUGCGGAGGUGCUUUUUGUGGAGGAAACAGCAAGUUCUAGGUACUCUGAAGGGAG